UACAAUGUAAAAGAAAAGAAGAAUGAAAAAAAACUUUAAAGUCAAUUCCAGAAAAGCAAGCGCUCAACAACCGAUCGUUACUAAAUAAAAUGAAAAUAUAAACAAAAAUUAAAUAAAAUAAUGUUUGUUGUGUUUUUACGUUAAUUUGUAUAAUUUUAAUUAAAAGAAGUAAAUCUUUGUAUUAAGAAUCUCAUGAGUGCUGUCAUCUGUCGAACUUGUUUGAAAACAAAUAGCAGAAAAAGCAAUGUAUUGCCAUCUAACGGUUGUAGAGAGAACUGUAGAAGAUGGGAGAAUAAAGACAUAAGAUCCGAUAGAUGACAGCACGUAGAUUAUUUUUGUACUAUACAAAGUUUGAUAAUUCGAAACAGCGACUUGUAUAACUAUGCAAUUUCUCGUAAACUACAUUCAGAAGUUGCAUCGAAAUUGAACAUAGAGGGAGCUGAAAGUAUCAAGUCUAAAAUUCCUUUUUGACCGAUGACGCGAAAAAUUCCACUUUAAAGUCGAGGAUAGUUCUGCCGGAGCAUUACGUAAAAGAAAUUAGGCCUCCAUUGAAACAAGGUUUACCGGUGAUAGUGGACUUCAAUAUCUUCGUAGCUGAUAUCAAUUCGAUAAAUGUGGAAGAUAUGGACUUUCGAGUGGACAUGUUUGUUCGUCAAAGUUGGAUCGAAUCUCGACUCGAUAUGCCAGACAACAUCUUCGAGGAGGGCGACGAUUAUGUGACGCUACCUCCUGAAUUUUUCGACAACUUGUGGCAGCCAGAUCCUUACUUUUUAAAUGCAAAAGUCUCUGAAAUUGCGGCGUUAAAUCACAAAUUCUCCUCUGUUACGUUGUACAGAAACAAAACGGUCAAAUAUUCGGCACGGAUGCAUGCCAUUAUCGCUUGUCAAAUGGAAUUUCAACUAUACCCAAUGGACAUUCAAAUAUGCCCCAUCUACAUAGAGAGUUUUUCCUAUCACAAACAGAAGUUACGCUUAAGAUGGGGAGCGGGUGCAGUGACGGUGAAUCCAGAAUUGAAGCUUCUACAAUACGACAUCGGGAAGCCGAUGGUUGCUGAAGAAACUGUCGACUAUAUGGUCGAGAAAAGUGGAAAUUUUUCACGGCUGGUGGUGUUUUUCCGAUUCGAAAGACAGAUUGGUCAUCAUCUGAUACAGACCUUUGCACCGUCCACGUUGGUAGUCAUGCUAUCUUGGUUUAGCUUCUGGUUGGGAUUAGAUGCGAUACCUGGUCGUGUAGCUCUUUUAGUAACCAGUAUGCUAACCUUGGUUACUAUGUUUACUGGUCUAAAAAGCGAUAUUCCACCGGUCGCUUACGUGAAAGCAUUAGAUGUUUGGAUGGCAGGCUGUAUGAUGUUUGUGUUCGCUGCUCUUGGUGAAUUCGUUGUGGUAAAAGUACUCGACUUGCGGUAUCAAUUGGAGUAUGAUUUCCAGUCGUCAAUGUUCCGACAUCACUCAACACGUAUAAUUGCCAUGGAAAAGGGUCAAAGCAUCUGGGAUUAUGACUCAACGUAUGUACCAAAAGCAAGAAAUAAAAGAGCUGGUAGCAAGCAUCUUUUACAAAAUGCGUGGCUAGAUCCUGAAUAUCCAAUAAUACGUGUAUACAAAACACGAUCGCAAAAAAUUGACACUUACAGUAGAAUAGGUUUCCCUAUACUAUUUAUGCUGUUCAUUGUUUUAUAUUGGCCGAUACUUUUACUCAAAAAAGCAACAUAAUAUUACAAAUACAUAAUAUAACUAGGAAAAAAUCUACAAAUCAUUAAUGAAAUUAUCACGUAUUGUACAGAACUAUUCAUACUGAUAAUAAUUUAAGAGAAAUUACUACGCGAGCAAAAUACAUAUGUGUAAAUAAGUACAUGCAACAUGUGUAAAAAAAUUUAUAUAAAUAGAUUUGAUGUAUUUUUUUAAAAAUAUACAUUACUUGAGCAAUCAAAAUACAUAUACAU
This is a messenger RNA of Frieseomelitta varia, 1939 nucleotides long. It is a transcript of the gene alka, whose product is annotated as glycine receptor subunit alpha-1. The transcript has 9 exons. Gene Ontology annotation, molecular function: neurotransmitter receptor activity; transmembrane signaling receptor activity; extracellular ligand-gated monoatomic ion channel activity. Gene Ontology annotation, biological process: chloride transmembrane transport; nervous system process; signal transduction. Gene Ontology annotation, cellular component: synapse; membrane; neuron projection. The coding region runs from base 624 to 1709 and encodes 361 amino acids. NCBI's taxonomy places the organism in Eukaryota, Metazoa, Arthropoda, Insecta, Hymenoptera, Apidae. The record is from RefSeq and is a predicted model, not a curated record.